AUGACGCCGAUCAACUCGAACACGUCUGCGACAGAGAGCAAUUCUCGUCAGGAUGAUAUCCCCAAUCCCAUUCUGCCUGACUCGAUGGGCUCUUACGACCCUCGUGCCAGCAUCACGUCCAACGCUGACGCCAGCAACUCACCCAGCCCAGCGACAAAACCGCAACGCGCACUUGCGCCAGAUCUUCUCCGUGGUCUCUUGAUGGUAUUCAUGGCAUGGGACCACAACACGGUCGCUCUCAACAGCUGGCCUCACGCCACCAGCGGUAAUGAAGCCGAGGCCGAUUCCGUCGUCGUCAAAAACUGGGCAUGGUGGUUCGCCUAUGUCCUCCGAACCCUCGCACACCUAUGCGCCCCGGGGUUUACCUUCUUGUUGGGUAUGGGCGUCGUGUACUUUGGUCGUUCGCGUGCGAAGCUCGGCUGGUCAUCCGUUCGAAUGGCACGACAUUUCGCUGUGAGAGCAGCGCUGUUAACGCUGGUCUCGAGUGCCAUGGGUCUCAUCCUGACCAUGCAGUACUGGAUCUUUAACAUUCCUUUGGUCGCGUUGGCCGUGGAUUAUUUCGUCGUCGGUUUGCUGGCGAUCGGCAUCGCAUACACAGAGCCCGCGUUGGCCUCCGUUUUCGAUCGCUUUGUCGUCGGUGAUGACGCCGAGAGAACGCCUCUCCUAGAACACCCCAACGGCCAAACGCCGUCCGCAACGAAACCAUCCCACAAGGCAGACCGUCUUUCAUGGCACAUCCAUAACUUCCUCAUCCUCGUCCUCUCUUUUGUCACAAUCUGGUGGAAUCACUGGCUCUCUCCAACCCACGGAACCUGCGGCAUCCCAGCGCCCACCCCAACAGCCAGCGACUUCUGGCGCUUCUGGUUCUAUGCGGUCUUCAACCCUCACGUAUUAUCCCCAUUUCCGCCUCUCGGAUGGCUCUCCUUUGCGAUCUUGGGGGUUCUAUACGCGCGCAUCAUGAUCGCCAACCCCGCGGCCACUCGCAAGCAGGUCUACGGCCAUGUGACGAUAGGUCUGGUCUUCAGCCUCUUGUUCAUCCUUACCCGACUCUUUCAUUUCGGUAAUCUCUCAGAAGGAUGUCUUCAGACCCCGGACCAGGCUGCGCAUCCAGACACUAACCCGUACUUGGUUUCCAUCGCGUCGUUCUUUUACGUCGUCAAGUACCCGCCCGAUUUCGCCUUCUUCUGCUUCACGCUUGCUGGGACAUUCUUCCUCCUCGCACUCUUCACGGCCAUACCGCCCGAUUUCUCAACAAAAUGGUUUAAAGCGCUCCUGAUAUUCGGCACAGCCGCUUUGUUCUACUUCGUCGUACACAUACUCGUCAUAAUGGUCGUAGGCCGUCUCCUCGUCAACUUGUUCGGGCACGAUACGGGACGCGGUUCGCCGCUAGACGGAGAGGUAGCCAUGGGUGUCGACAACCUCUGGAUUUGGUGCCUGAAUUUGGCGGUUGGGUUGACGGUCAUGUACCUGUCGUGCAAACGGUUCAGCGUGUUCAAGAUGUCCAAGAGCGCAGAUUCGGCGUGGAGGUUCUUUUAA
Messenger RNA from Colletotrichum truncatum, 1536 nucleotides. RefSeq lists its product as uncharacterized. Lineage: Eukaryota; Fungi; Ascomycota; Sordariomycetes; Glomerellales; Glomerellaceae. The record is from RefSeq and is a predicted model, not a curated record.